This is a messenger RNA of Diaporthe amygdali, 1575 nucleotides long. RefSeq lists its product as uncharacterized. Lineage: Eukaryota; Fungi; Ascomycota; Sordariomycetes; Diaporthales; Diaporthaceae. The transcript has a single exon. The coding region runs from base 1 to 1575 and encodes 524 amino acids. The record is from RefSeq and is a predicted model, not a curated record.
AUGUCUUACGCAAGAUUUGAUGCCAUCAGCACCAGCCCUCGAGCUCGAACACCAUCGGGGCCGCGAUACCCAUCAGCGUUUGUUCAUGGCAACACCUUCGCCUUGCCCUCUUCACCCGACAAUCUGGCCGGACUCUCCGAUGAUCCUUUCAACAUGAAUUCCACCAGCAACCGCCAGGCGCAACAUUCGUUUGCCCACAUCACCAAUGAAGACGUCGGUGAGCAUGGUCGAUUCACACGAUGGCUGGAGAAGACCCAGAUGGAACAGGAGAAGAAGUACAACCGAACAGUGACGAUCUCGCCUUUGCCCGACUCCCUAACUGUGGCCGACGUUCUUCCCCGGGUCCGUGGUGGCGUGGAAUCGUGCUACAUUAGCCAGUUCGAGGAGAACCGUAUUGCCAUUGUCACUUUCAAGCUUCCCGCAGAUGCUAUCACCUAUGCUGAGUUCUGCGCCGAGACACCGGUCUGGGGUCUGUGGACAUUUCAAAUUUCACGCCCCGGUGUCCCCUUUACUUGGGAGCGCCGCGCAAAGGUCCAGCUAUACAAGACAGCCCCUGGAAUGGGAACUGUUUGGAACCGUGGUGACAUCCCCACCGAGCCCCGAACCGUUGUUCCUGCAGGCUCUCGCUGCCUCGUUUACAAGGAGUGUAAGCCUUAUGAGGUUGCCGGCAUUUAUCGUGCCCUUGAUCUUCACAACUCCCAACACCAGAAGGAUCAGGUGGAGGGAAUGUGGCUCGACGGCCCAGUGCGUGACCAGAAUGGAGCGCCCAUUUACGGAGACCUGCAUGUCUGGUAUACCAGCAUGAGGGCGGCUCAAGAAGCCAAGUUGCGUGUUGUCCAGCUUGAAUAUGAAUACGACCCGUGCUCAGAUGGCCCAGAGAAGCUCAUACUGAACCUUGAUGAGGGAGAGGUCCGCAUUUUCAGACACCAUGAGCCUUUUGUCGACUUGCUAGCGCUCGACUCAAAGAGCCUCUUGGCUUUUACCUUUGAGGGUGUCAUUGACCCUGUCCAAGCAUUCUGGCAGUGUCGUACUCCUCUUUUGUCCAUUCCGGACACAGGUAUCACCGGACGCUUGCAGUGGUCUCUUAACAACCUGCAAACUGGAACUCUUCCUCCUCCAGCUCCACUGUCCGACCCUUUUACUGAUACCCGUGUGACAACUACUGGCCUGUGCACCAGCAGCAUCGCCAAUCACGCUCCACAGCAGCCCAAACCUGGUCCUGCUUCUUAUAGCCUCAGCGGUUUUAAUCAGAACGUUGCCAGCCUCUGUCAAUCCUUUACAGCCAACCGCAAUGCUCUUCCCGGCUAUCACCUCUCGCCUUUGGAGGCCUAUGUCGCCCGCACCCAGGAGCGUCAGGCUCUCGGCUUUCCGCCCUAUUCUGGUGCACGCCACACUGAGCAGCCGUACCGCGCCAUCGGUCCUCCCAGCAAUUUUGCAAACAACAGCAGCAGCGGUGGUAUCGGUAGUAGCAACACAGGCGGCAACUGUUGCAAUCCCAACCACAACUACUCUAACCUGGGUGGCCUCAACCCCCAGAGCGGACGCCAGCCUCGCUCGGGAUUCUAUGAUUCCUAG